CCUUGGCGGCCUAUUUAUAGUGUUUGCAUAAUAAAUGCCCAUAGGUCACUUAUUGUUAUUGGGCCUUGGGCCUUAAUGGAUGGAUGAAUAGCCAUUGGUAGGUUUGAUGUUGUUGUUUAGAGCCAUUGGGCUUUGGACUUAGUGGCCCAAUUGAGAAUCAAUUGGGAGCCCAAACAACAUGCCCCCCAGACCCGGUCCAUUUAGAAUUAAAUGGGUGGGUUUCCAGCUGUCAGAAGUCCGAAAGUUCCCUCUCUUUUUUGAAAAGGGAUGAUUUGCAUUGAUGACAAGUGUUGGGAAUUGUACUGUGUCAUGGAGAUCGUGGGUUUGAGGAAGUUGAUGCGCCCUUUCUCUUUUCUAUAAAUACUGGGUGCCUUGCUCCUUUUAAACUUUUUACUCCUUAUUUCAAACCCAUUCUCUCUCUAAAUUCCGGCGAUCGCAGUGCAAUUUGCUUCUUCAGAUCUACGAAAUUCGGCCAACUUUAGACUUCGGGAACUUGUGUUGUUCGCUUUAUCGGCGAAUUCCGCUUCGGAAAAAGGUAAUUUGUUUCUGAGUUCUCCUUUUUUUCUUCGUUCUUCCUUCUACCCCUCAAUCUAAACCCUAGAUCGAGAUUUCGCGACCAUGGCAAAGAAUAGGGGCAAAAACAAGUUCGUUGUUGGCUCCUCUAGUGAGAGAGAGAACGUGCCUUCGGGGAGGUUACCGAAAUCUUCGAGGGGUCGACCUUCGGAGAGGCCGUUGGAGAAGAGUUCGAUUGGUUGGGAUGCUUCCGAAGAUGAACGUGCAACCUCUGGUGAGAGAGCUGGUUUUUCGGGUGUUCGUCGUCGUUACUCCGAGUUUCCAGUUCAUUGGUCGGAAGCUGAUCCGAAGGGCAAGUAUGCCUCAAUUUUGCAUGAGACCACGCAGAUCGACGGUCCGUUGGAGAAAUCGGUCAGCGGUGACUGGUUGGUGGAAGCGAAGUUAGGGAAUUAUCAUCGGAAGGCCGAGGAGCUAUACGGAAUUCAGCAUGCCUUGGGGUACUGGUGCGAGCUUCCUGAACAAGAGCGUCCUCGGGUGACUCAUCCACCGAGGGGGUUCAUUUCCGUGUAUACUCACCAUUUGGAGAAUGGUCUCCGCUUUCCUUUGGAUCCGUUCGUAUCCGAGGUUUUGGUGUCGUACAACAUUAGUUUGGCCCAGCUCACACCCAAAUCUAUGAGGCACAUAAUCGGAUUUAGAUGGGUGUGUGACUUCGUCAAUUUCCCUUGCUCUGUCGCUAUUUUUCGGGAUCUUCACGAUCUGGUUCUCAACCAUGCUUCCAAGGGUGAUGGGUAUGGUUGGUGGACCAUUGUCAACAAGAAGUCCCGAAAGAGGGGGGAUCCGAACUACAUCACGGCGUACCCCUACCUUAGCUCUGACCACAAUUGGAAGACGGAGUGGUUGCUCGUCCGUGUGCCGACGGAUCCGAAGCAUCCCAACUUUUAUCGUCCUCCGAAGUGGUUCGUGGCUCCUGAUCCUGAUAUGAGGGGUGUGGCGGCUCCAGAUCGGAACCAUCGCCACUAUGUGGACCUCCUCCAGUGGUUCUUGGCUCAAGAGGAUAACCACCGACUGCCGUCUAGCUGGCUCCCGAAUCUCAAUUACAUUCUGAGGGAGGACAUUCUUGCUGUUGCCGGUCUCAGCAGGAUUUUUGACAGGGAGUACGGCUUUAGCUGCAUUGAUCCUAAGAAGUUGGGCAUUUCUUUGGAUUUGAAGACUAUUCACGACCCGGCUCCCGAGUACAAGUUCGGAAAAGAUAACCCUCGUAAUCCUCGUCUGAAGGAUUACGUGUUGUCUCCUUUGGGGGUUGCUCGGAUAUCCGAAGUUCGAGCUGAUCCGUGGGAUUCCGCCUCUUCUGUUGAAGCUGUUCCUGUGAAGGUUGUGCUUCCUGAGUUGAAGACGACUUCGGAUCCGGGUCCUGGGACUGACGCUGUGCCGCGUGCCGUUCCUUCGGUUUCAUCUCCGGCUCGGAUAGAUAUCUCUUUAUCUAGGAACCGGGAUCAACGCAAAAGGAAGGGUAGCACUCUUUUGAGGCCUUCCACGCAUCCGAAGAAAGCGAAGGCUUCUCAGCCCUCGGAGAAGGAAGCAGUUUCGGAAGUCAUGCCUCCUCCUAAGAAUCUUCUUCACUUCAUGCCCUUGCCAGGGCAGAAGUUAAAGAGUGUGGUGGUUGCUGAACCGCCGGCCGUGGAUCAGCCGCUGAUCGAGGAAGAUAUCAUCCCUUCUCCCCUUAAACCAUCUGCUGCUUUGGGGAUCGAAAUCCAGGAUAUCACCGAGGUGAUGGAGGCGAUUGAAGCCGAUUUUGUUCCUGGUUCGGAUGUCCCUGAGGUAGCUGGGGAGAAGAAGGAGUCUGCUGAUCUUCCCUUCGAGAGGGAGAAGAGUCCAGACAAGGAGAUGAUAGAUCUCUCGGGCCCCGAAGCUGCGGUCCCCGAGGUUCAGAAGGAGGUUCCCUCUGCUGGAGAGGAGGAGCAGCCCGAGCAAGGUUUGACGAGGAAGAGGCGCCACUCAACUUUGGGUUCUACUUCUACCUCGGCCCUGGAUAGGCUGAUCCAUGCUGAUCCCUGUUCGGAUGUUCCGCUAAAACGGAUCCCCGAAGAAGUAAGGGAGGCGAUGGCUCGAUAUGCCAGGGCUCCGAUUUUGGGAGAGGACCCUUUGGCUCACGUGGGAUCCUUGGUGGGCCCCGAGGCUGCUCGGGAGAAUCUGCUUCGUGCUAACCCGCAGUGGAGGGUUCCUGGGGCCGAAGAGAGGAAUCCGGCAAUGAUGGCCCAGUACUAUCUGAACGAGGCUGUUUUCUGGUCUUCGUUCGCUUCCGAGUGUAGCUCGGUUGAGGAGAAACAACUGAGGAAAUAUCGUGAGGCUUAUGCUCGUGAUAUUCCCAUUUUGGACCAGAAGGCUGGGCAACUCCUCUCCGAGCUUACGGAACUCAAGCAGCUGUACCUUCACUAUAGUCGCGAGGCUAGAGAGUCUGCUGAGAAGAUCGGGACCGAGGUUGGCCAGCUCAUCUUCCGAGUUGAAGAGGAUGCUGAGAAGAUCGCUUCCUUUGCUGAGGAGAAGAAGGAUAUGGCCGCUAAGUUCGCUAGCGAACUUGAGGAAAAAGAUAGACUCUUCCAGGAGAUGAAGUCUAAAUUUGAAGCGGCCGACAAGGAGCGUAAAGAGGCGGAGUUAAGGCUCCACCAUUUUGUCCAGCAUCGGGAGCUGAUCCAGCAGCAAGCUGAUAAGGUGCCUGUCCUUCGGCUGAAGCUUCGGGAAAAAGAUGACUAUAUUCGGAAGCUGGAGCAGGAGCGAGUCAACCUCUACACUGCUGAUCAGUGUAGAGAGCAGUACUGGAACGGCAUCCUGGGUGCUCGGCGCAUGUUUGCGAAGCACAUGCCUCACUUCCCUUGGAACGAGAAAGUUCCUCUAUGGAUGCAGGCCGAGGACCACUUGGUGGAAUGCCAAGCUGAUCGAGAUGAAGCUGAAGCUGAACGCCAAGCUGCUCUUGCAGAGGCUCGGGCCCAGAAGGCAACUUCCGAAGGUGAUACCACUGCUGGGGGUUCUUCGAAGGAUGCUCCCCUAGGGGCCGCUUCUGAGACUCCCAAGAGUUAGGGAUUCGGGCAGUCGUCUUCUUCAGAGUCGGUCGGUUCCAGUUGAGGACUUCCGAAUAUGUGCUUGCUUUUCCCCCUUUUGCCUCGGCGCUGCGUUGUACUCAUUUCUUUUUGCUUUCUUUAGUACUUCGGUAGGCCGGUAUUGUCUGUUGAUGGCUGCCGAUUUUAACUUGUUUCAUUUUGUUUUCAAUUUUUGAGGUUUUCGAUGUGUUUGUACUUCCCCCAAAUAUUGAAUAAAAAAUGAAUGUUUGUUACUUGGCUGCUUCUUUUCAACUUGUUCUUUCGCAAUUUUUAGGUCUUUAAAUCCGUAGAUUUCUCGAGCUCCUCUUUCUGUAGACUUGCUAAAAACCUUUUGAUCUUGCGAGCUCUUUAAAUCCGUAGAUCUGCUAAGAGACUCUUUAGUUUUGUGAGUUCUUCAAAUCCGUAGAUCUGCUAAGAGACUCUUUGACUUUGUGAGUUCUUCAAAUCCGUAGAUCUGCUAAGAGACUCUUUAGUUUUGCGAGUUCUUCAAAUCCGUAGAUCUGCUAAGAGACUCUUUAGUUUUGCGAGUUCUUCAAAUCCGUAGAUCUGCUAAGAGACUCUUUAGUUUCCAGACUCUUCAAAUCCGUCGAUCUGCUCAGAGGUUUGGAUUGUUCUUCCGAUCUCUUGUGGUUCGGAAACCUGGGCAAGAGAUCGCUAGUCUGCCUCUUUAGUUAUGCCUUCGGCGAUCCGUGGAUCUGAGCCGGAGUUUUAUAACUUGAUUCGAGCGACUGUUUGUUGCGAACAAAUUUUAUUAGGGUACCGCGAAUCCGAGGAUUCUGGACGGUUCCCUGAAGUGUAUGAUUUGGUCAUUUCUUGCAUUUUAUCAAGGAAUGGGCAAAGUCAACCUGUUUUUGGUCUCGGAUUGAUCAGAUCCGAGGCUGCAUAUAUAUAUAAAGGGACAAUAAAUGUAGAGAUAAGUUUAAUGAAACACAUGGUGCCAAUGGCUUUCCUCUUCUCA
This is a messenger RNA of Spinacia oleracea (spinach), 4566 nucleotides long. RefSeq lists its product as uncharacterized. The coding region runs from base 619 to 3588 and encodes 989 amino acids. The transcript is spliced from 6 exons. The record is from RefSeq and is a predicted model, not a curated record. NCBI's taxonomy places the organism in Eukaryota, Viridiplantae, Streptophyta, Magnoliopsida, Caryophyllales, Amaranthaceae.